AUGGAAGCGAACAAUUUGCGCUACACUAGAGUAAAUCAGAAAGCGCUGUUCGCCGAAGCGUAUCAGGGGCUUGUAGACCACAUAAAUCAACAGCUUCAUGUCGAUGAAAUCAACCCCGUCGGUCGCAGGAUGAUUUUGCCUUCGACGUUUGUAGGUGGCCCCCGUUACACGAAACAAUGUUACCAUGACGCGAUGGCCAUUGUGUGUAAAUACGGCAAACCUGACCUGUUCAUAACUUUUACAUGUAACCCUAAGUGGCCAGAGAUCGUUGACAACAUUCCACAUUGGUUGAAAGCUAACGACAGGCCCGAUUUGGUGGCGAGGGUGUUCCACGUAAAACUAAAGCAGUUGAUUCCUGAUAUAACAACUGAUAAGGUGUUUGGUAACGUAGAUGCUUACGUCCACGAUUAA
Messenger RNA from Melanaphis sacchari, 411 nucleotides. RefSeq lists its product as uncharacterized. Lineage: Eukaryota; Metazoa; Arthropoda; Insecta; Hemiptera; Aphididae. The record is from RefSeq and is a predicted model, not a curated record. Bases 1 to 411 code for a protein of 136 amino acids. The transcript has a single exon.